Hippocampus zosterae (dwarf seahorse) is the source of this 5376-nucleotide messenger RNA. Its product is annotated as protocadherin gamma-C5-like. Lineage: Eukaryota; Metazoa; Chordata; Actinopteri; Syngnathiformes; Syngnathidae. The record is from RefSeq and is a predicted model, not a curated record. Gene Ontology annotation, cellular component: plasma membrane. Gene Ontology annotation, molecular function: calcium ion binding. Gene Ontology annotation, biological process: homophilic cell-cell adhesion. The transcript has 7 exons. Bases 718 to 3597 code for a protein of 959 amino acids.
UACAAAAUUAAAUAAAGUUAGACAGUACUGAAAAUAUCCAUUACGCAGAUUACUAAUGAAAAUAAUUAUUAUGAGGAUGUUUGUGAUUAUGAUACGAAAAUAUUGUGUGCUGUCUGAUCAUUUCGAUUCUGGAAUUAGUCUUUGGCAAUGCAGAAAAAAGGACAAAUGCAAGCCAAUACAUGUAUCGAAAUUCAGGAGACUUUGAAUGGAUACAAUUCAAACAUCAUUCGUUGUUUUGGACCAGAUUAGUUUUUUGUCUCAAAACUGACUCAAACAAACUUGAAGAUAGCCACAUGUAUUUUUACGUGUCCGUUAUGCUGAAAGGCUCCAUAUUUCUUUGUGUGUGGGUGUAUAUUUUUCAACUUAAAAAACUACCUUGCCAUUUUCACGAAAAAAUAUACAAUUUGAAUUAUUUGUAUGAUGCUUUAUUAUAUUUUUACAUUUUCAGGACAAUAUUCCACUGAAUAUGUGCGAGCCUUUGUUUUUGCGCACAGCAGAGAAAAGUCCGCUUGUGGCCAGAGUGUGGCAGUCUACAACAGGGCUUCAGCCAGUCCCUCCCUUUUGCACAAUGACGCUUUCGACAAUGAAGCAGUCAUUUGGAGCCACUGCUCGCAAAACGUGGACGUGGACGGCUGUUGUCUCCUUUAAUAUUUUGUUUUGUUGGAUUUUACGGAUAACGUGUGCAGCGGAAAGCCGGUGGAACGUUAAUUUACGACGAUGUCGCAGCAAGUAUUGUUGUUCGUCCUGGUUCUGUGUUUCCCCUCCGUGGUCGGACAAGUCAGCUACUCGAUCCCGGAGGAGAUGGAGAAGGGCUCGUUGGUGUCAAACGUGGCGCAAGAUUUAGGUUUGGAUUUAAAAAGGCUGAAAUCCGGGCGAGCUCGCAUUCAUUCUGGAGACAACGCGGAGUAUCUCGAGCUGGAUAAAGAAAGAGGGCUCCUCCUUGUGAAGGAGAGGAUAGACAGAGAGACGCUGUGCGGUGAGACGACGCUCUGUGCUCUGCAUUUGCAGAUGAUUCUGGAAAAUCCCAUGGAAUUGUUUCGCAUCACAAUUGAAAUCACAGACAUAAACGACGGUGCACCACGCUUUGCAUCUAGCAGCAAACGUUUUGAAAUCAGCGAGUCGGCCAUCGUCGGCUCUAAAUUUGUGCUGGAGAAAGCCAUCGAUGCUGAUAUUGGGACAAAUGGUCUGCAAAGCUACUCGCUCAGCCCAACCAAUAAUUUUCAGCUGAAAUUGGAAAGUCAAGUAGACGGGCAUAAAAAGGUGGAAAUGAUAUUACAGAAGGCUCUCGAUCGAGAACAGCAGGAGAAGCUUUCCUUGUUAUUAACAGCCUUUGAUGGCGGACAACCGCGCAGGUCAGGAACAAUGCAGAUUAUUGUUCAUGUGUUAGAUGCAAAUGAUAACGCACCCGUGUUUAGUCAGACUUUAUACAAGGCAACUAUUCGUGAAAAUUCCCCAAAAGGUACCCGUGUAAUAACUGUUAGUGCUUCAGACAAGGACAGUGGCUCUAAUGGAGAAAUAGCAUAUUUAAUAUCCCAAAACACCCUCAUAUCUGAAUUAUUUCAGAUCAAUAGUGCAACUGGGGAUAUAAUUUUAACUGGUGAUGUUGAUUAUGAGAAGUCGAAAGUACUCCAAAUAGACAUCGAAGCGGUAGAUAAUGGAGGACUGUCUGAUUCAAGUAAGAUCUUGAUUGAUGUCAUUGAUGUAAAUGACAACAGUCCCCAAAUGAAAAUCCUCUCCAAGUCAGAUUCCAUUUCAGAGGACUGUGCAGAGAAUACUGUUGUCACGAUGUUAAGUGUGAAUGACCCUGACUCUGACAAUAAUGGAGGGGUCAAGUGUCACACCAAUAAUGAUAUUCCAUUUAAAAUAGAAAACACAAUCAAUGGAUUUUAUAGUUUAUUAACAGAGGUAGAUUUGGACAGAGAAUCAGCAUCUGAGUAUAAUAUCACAGUGACAUGUUCUGAUGAGGGCGUGCCUUCCCUCUCCAGCAGCGUCACUCUCACCUUACACAUCUCAGAUGUGAAUGAUAACGCGCCUGUCUUUGAGAGGAGAUCAUAUGAGGCCUAUGUUGUUGAAAAUAACACACCAGGUCUCUCCAUAUUCACAUUGAAAGCCAGUGAUGCUGAUUGGAACCAGAAUGCUCGUCUUUCGUACAUCCUGGAGGACUCCUCAGUUAAUGGAGUCCCAGUCUCUUCAUAUGUGUCCGUUAGUGCCGAGAGUGGAAUCAUCCAUGCAGUACGUUCUUUUGACUACGAGCAACUGAAAGAGUUCCAUUUCCGAGUUAGAGCACAGGAUGGUGGCUCCCCUCCCCUCAGCAGCAACGUGAGCGUUCGCAUCCUGAUCCAGGACCAAAACGACAACGCUCCUCAAGUCCUGUACCCGGUGCAAACGGGCGGCUCGCUGCUGGCCGAAAUGGUGCCUCGUUCGGCCGACGUGGGCUUCCUGGUGACUAAAGUGGUGGCCGUGGACGUGGACUCUGGCCAGAACGCCUGGCUCUCCUACAAAGUGCACAAAGCCACCGACAGGGCGCUGUUUGAAGUGGGCCUCCACAACGGAGAAAUCCGAACUGUCCGCCAAGUGACUGACAAAGAUGCUGUCAAACAAAGACUGACUGUUGUCGUGGAGGACAACGGGCGGCCCUCUCGCUCAGCGACAGUCCUUAUUAACGUGGCGGUGGCCGACAGCUUCCCUCAAGUGCUGUCAGAGUUCACUGACUUGAGCAUGCACGACAAGGAGUACAAUGACCAGCUGACUUUUUACUUAGUCUUGGCGCUGGCGGUGGUCUCCUUCCUCUUCAUCACCUGCUUGCUGCUUAUCAUAUCGGUCAAAGUGUACAGAUGGAGACAGUCUCGUGUCCUGUACCACUCCAACCUGCCUGUCAUUCCGUAUUAUCCGCCUCGAUACUCGGAUACUUUGGGAACGGGGACUCUCCCGCACGUCUACAAUUAUGAGGUGUGCCGGACCACUGAUUCCCGAAAGAGUGACUGUAAAUUGGACAAAGUUGCAAGCCAAAACGUGAUGAUGAUGGACCCCAGUCUCACAGCAACCAUGCAUAAAAUACAAAAUGAAAAGAACAUCCUGGAUGAACUCGAUUCUCCUCUAGAGCAAAAGCCUCCCAACAAUGACUGGCGUUUUAACCAGGGAGCAAGACCAGGACCCAGCGGUCCCCACAUGCCAUACGGUACACAUAUACGAUGGACGCCGAAGAGUGGGACAAGAGCUGCCGGAGGACCCGAGGUUGCCAUGGGAACAGGACCAUGGCCCCAACCCCCAACUGAAGCUGAGCAGCUCCAAGCCCUGAUGGCUGCGGCUAACGUGAGCGAGGCGACCGGCACCCUUGGACCCGGCACGAUGGGCCUGAGCACCCGCUACAGCCCCCAAUUCACCCUGCAGCAUGUGCCCGACUACCGGCAGAACGUCUACAUCCCCGGCAGCACGGCCACACUCACCUCCAAUCCUCAGCAGCAGCAGCAGCAGGCCAUGGCCCAGCAGGCCAGCCAGCAGGCACUGCCUCCGCCCCAGCCGGGCCAGCCCGAGCCACCGAAAGCCGCCCAGACCCCCGCCUCCAAGAAGAAGUCUACCAAGAAGGAGAAGAAGUAGAAACGGAGGCGGAGGAAUGCUCACUCGGGUCUGACGAGAGCUGAAACCCCCCACACCCCACCAUCAGCUAUCGCACGAUGGACGGUUCUGAUGGUUCUUUGGAAGUGCCCUGAAGGCUCGGAGGAGUCUGAAAAUGCCGAAUGCUUCUGCUUGUAAUCGGUCGAUAUUUGCUGGCUGGGUAUGGGGGGUUAUUGUGAUUUUCUUUUCUUUUCUUUUGGCUAAGACAAGAAACCUCCCAAGGUUGACAAAGCUUAAAAGCAAGUGAUGUAUUCUGAGAAAUGUUUUGUCUUUCAUGUUGGAUUUAUUGUGCUCUUUCCCUCAAGUGGGACGUCAGCUGUUUUGAGUACGCUCGCCGCCAUGAUAUUUCGAUGUAGGGCCGGCCUUUGCGGGAUCUUCAAGCAUACCUUUUGCGGAGAUAAUAAGGCUGUUCUUUUACUGCGAUUACAAACUCAUCUGCAUGCUCUUUAAAGGUUCAAACCACAUUGUUCUAGUUUAGAAUUGCAAACUAUGCAUUACAAAAGCAAAAGAGGAGGAUGCCACACCCCCUCCCCCGCCCUCUGCCAAGUCGCUGAUGAACGGAAUCCACAUGUAGCAUUUACCUGGCAAAAAAAAACUUUUGUAACCAUCGUUCGAAAAAGUAAGACAUUAACCUCCUGCAAAGCAUGUAUCCGCAAUGAGAGCCAACAGGUGUUGUCCAGUUGACCCAGACUCAGACCCUCACCGCCCCACGUUGAGAGCCAACCUGAAGUACAGUAUUGCGCUGACGUUGGGUAUCAAUCACAUUCUGAUGAAGUGUUUGCCCUCACUGUCCACGUUAUUUUGUUUGCUGCAAUAGCAUCGAGCGAUUGUACGCGUAACAUAUGAAGUCCGGCUGGUGAGCGGGAGAGAUUGGAGGUUCUGGCGACCGCCACCAAAUCAUUGUUUGACCACGUCUCCAACCAUUGAAUGUACAGAGGAAUCACUGUUGCCCCGCCCACCACUAGCUCAAAUGCACUGACCUAGGCUGGGGUCAAAGGUUCGGCGAGGCGAUGCCACUCACCAUACUCGCACUUCGCUAAUAUUAAAAAUCCCCCCUUCCCUACCCCCAUUCGCUCACUUGUAAAUAAACACAAGUCCUGUUGAUGGUAUGAGCCAGGUGUUUGUGUUGUAGGGGCCGCCGUUGUUCAACUUUUUCCAAAAUCAAAGUCCUCCACAAAGCGUGGCUCACUAUUGGAAUGUGUUGCAUUUCGUUUUCCAAGAAAAUUAAGCAAACAACAAAUAUAAAAAAAAAUCAUAAAUGAAAAUCUGAGAUGUUUUUCAACAGUUUGUGUUGCAAUGUAGUAACUAAGCACCAUGCCAACUAACCCGUCAGUGUAAAUAGAACAAAUGAAAGAUAACUUUAGAUAAGUGACACACGUAGACUAGUUAACCUGUGAUAUGUGUUGCGCAUAUUUUUGUGUUCAUUUUCUCUUCUAUCUUUUAUCACCCUGUAAAGAAAUGACAAAUAUGAAUAUGUUUCUAUCCUUCUGUAACCUCUCAAUGUUCUUUUUGCGGUGAUUUGAUCUUGUGCAUUCUCUUUCUGUCCAUAUGAACAAAUGACUACAGUAUAAAUAUUAUUAAUGUGUACGUCUGUCCGCUGCUGAAUUAAUGCUACUCUAUCAUGCUGUAUUAUCUUUCUUAUCAAAUGCAAACCCCUUCCCCUCGCCACGCUUUAUCCUUCUCAUUUUUAUGCUAAUAUUUAUAUUGCUGUUUUAUUUUCUCUUGAACACUGACAUUUCAAAUAAAACGAUUACGAAAUCA